This is a messenger RNA of Zophobas morio, 1150 nucleotides long. Its product is annotated as chymotrypsin-like elastase family member 2A. Bases 100 to 1005 code for a protein of 301 amino acids. The record is from RefSeq and is a predicted model, not a curated record. Gene Ontology annotation, molecular function: serine-type endopeptidase activity. Gene Ontology annotation, biological process: proteolysis. The transcript has 5 exons. NCBI's taxonomy places the organism in Eukaryota, Metazoa, Arthropoda, Insecta, Coleoptera, Tenebrionidae.
GCCUAGUUAUACCAGCGACCACUUUCAUUGUUACAAUCACUCUCUCUGCAGAGUUACGGGGUGCAGUAAGCUUCGAGCGACGCUGGACAUGUCAGUGCUAUGGGCUUCCUGCUGCUGCUGCUCCUGCUAGUCUGUGGGUCAAUGUCAGCGCACCAAGGUAGCGGCCAGCGGCUAUCAGCCAACAUUGGCGUAACGUGUGUUUGUGCAGAUUGUGGAAGGAGCGUGAGGAGAUCUCGGCAGCCCCGCGUCGGCGCCCUUGGACGCAUCAUCCACGGCAAGCAGAGUGUCAGAGGUGCUUGGCCCUGGCAGGUUUCCCUCCAACUAUUACACCCUCAAUUUGGGUUUUUGGGUCAUUGGUGCGGGGGUGUAUUGAUAUCUCCGGAGUGGUUAUUAACAGCGGCUCACUGCAUCAACAACGACUUGUUCAACCUGCCCCUCGCCGCCCUCUGGACGGCCGUUCUCGGGGACUGGGACCGGGACGUGGAGGAAAAAUCCGAGCAGCGAAUUCCCGUGGAGGAGAUAAUCCUGCACGAGCGAUUUCACAAUUUUCAACACGAUAUCGCAUUAAUGAAACUCUCACGACCAGUGAAAUUAGCAAGAGAUAGCAGAGUCAGAGCCGUUUGUUUGCCUUCGAGCCGAUUAACAUAUAAUCAAACCGACCUGUGCAUCGCUACCGGAUGGGGCAGGGAUGUCGAAGACGGAAUGCUGGCAGGGAAACUGCUGGAGGCGAGAGUUCCGCUCCACGAUAACGCUGUCUGCCGGAAGAAAUACGGACAUGCGGUGGCCAUUCGGUCGGGGCAUAUGUGUGCAGGGCAUCUGGAUGGGUCCAGUGGAACUUGUGUUGGAGAUUCCGGAGGUCCUCUCCAGUGCGCGAUGAGAGAUGGCAGAUGGAUGCUAGCAGGAAUAACUUCGUUUGGCUCUGGAUGUGCCAAACCCGGAUUUCCUGAUGUCUACACGCGAUUAUCUUAUUACCUACCGUGGAUAAGAUCAAAAACUCGCCUGUAGUAACCUUGACUGACACUGACCUGAUCUCAGAUGUGAUAGUAAUUAUUGUUUGUGAAAGCAACAAACAUUGUAAAUAUAAUGUAUAUAAAAACUUUAUUACAAAAGAGUACAAACCAUUCUUAAAUAAAACAAACUUUAAAACUUU